This is a messenger RNA of Brassica oleracea var. oleracea, 4390 nucleotides long. RefSeq lists its product as uncharacterized. The record is from RefSeq and is a predicted model, not a curated record. Gene Ontology annotation, molecular function: transcription coregulator activity. Gene Ontology annotation, cellular component: nucleus. Gene Ontology annotation, biological process: regulation of DNA-templated transcription. Lineage: Eukaryota; Viridiplantae; Streptophyta; Magnoliopsida; Brassicales; Brassicaceae.
CAACAAACAUUUAUAAUUUUGUGCUUUUCUUUCUUUCUCUCUAUCUCUCUCUUCUCCCUGUCUUUUCGAUUGGUUUGUGUCAAAGUAAAUAAAUUGAUAAAGCCUGGAAUCGAAACUUGUUCGUUCGAUAGCGGAACCAACCCUAAUUCAUGGAUCGAUUAGAAGAAACCCUAAUUUCAGAAGAGGAGGAGGAAGAAGAAGAUGUCGAUUUCAAUCCUCUUCUAAAGGAAACCCCUUCCCGUGAAGCUUCUUCCAGUUUGAGCUCUGAUGUCGAAACUCUCGACGCUGAACCUGUCAAUAGCAUUGCGCCAAGCUUAGACGGCGGCGUCAGGGAAGAAGCAGCUAAGGAGGAAAUCGCGGCGGUGCAAGUCGAAUCAAUUCCCAACGUCUCUCCACCGCAAGGCUCGAAGGAGGAGGAAGAAGAUGACGCAAUCUGCAAGCGAACCAGAGCUCGGUACUCCCUCGAGAGUUUCACUCUUGACGAUCUCGAGGCUUUCCUUCAGGAGACUGAUGACGAGGACGACAUUCCAAACGUGGAUGAUCAGGAGGAGUACCGCAAGUUUCUCGCCGCCGUUUUACACAGUGGCGACGCCCCCGAGGUUCACUCGGUGCACGAUGAUGACGAGGAUAACGACCUAGACUUCGAGAUUGAGCUCGAGGAAGCGCUGGAGACUGAUGACGACGAACCUAUACCUGAAAAGGCCACAGCUGAUGGCGUCACCAAGCAGCGGCGUGUGACUAGGCAGAAGAGAAAACAAAACAUCUGCAGAGUCGAUGAUUCUCCUGAGCAGGCUGCAAGAUUGUUACGCCCUAUCUUGCCCGUCGUACAGCCUGUGAGGAUGUUGCUUCCUGCUGCUCUUGAAUCGCUUGCUUCUUCGUCGGCUAACAGCAAAGGAAUUGGCUUCACUCAAUCCCAAAUUGGAGAGUUGCAUUGUUUGAUCCAAGACCACCUUCAGCUUCUCAUCCAGGUUUACUCUCUUUGUGCACUUGAUUAUUCACGCCAACAGAUUGGCACCCAGGUUCAAGGACUUAUCUCUGAGAUGAUCCAACAACACCAAGGAUAUGUUUCACGCCAAAGUCAUCUUCUUGUCUCUAGUUCCGCAUCAUCUGUACUGAAUACUGUUAAUCUAGCUGGCAGAUAUCUAGCUGAUGUUUCUACCGCUGUUCAAGAUUAUCGAAGGUGUCAAGUGGAAUCCGGUUUUGAUGCUUUGUCUCAAAGAGUGCCAUUGUUUCCACUUCCUCUCCAGCACAUCAACAAUCCUCCUUCUAUGUCAUUAUCACAUCAGCAGCAGUGUAAGAAGACGUUAGCUGCUACAAUCGUUGAAUCGGCCAAAAAGGAAUCUGUUGCCUUGGUCCAUAAGGAUAUCGCCAAGUUAGCUAAAACCUUCCUGCCCUUGUUCAAAGUAUCGCUAUAUCCCCACAAGCCACCUGCUGCAGCUGUUAGCAAUCGGUUCCUUUUCACUGACGCUGAGGAUGAAUUAUUGGCUCUUGGAAUUAUGGAAUAUAACUCAGACUGGAAGGCAAUAAAGCAGCGCUUUCUUCCAUGUAAAGGCGAGCAUCAGAUUCAUAUUCGGCAAAAAAACCGGAGAUCAUCUAAAGCGCCAGAUAAUCCAAUUAAGGCAGUUUUGAGGAUGAAAAGCUCUCCCCUGACCCCGCAAGAGAUAGAACGUAUAGAAGAGGGACUUAGGUACUUCAAAUUUGAUUGGAUUUCGGUGUGGAAAUUUAUUGUGCCUUAUCGAGACCCAUCCACACUGCCAAGGCAAUGGCGCACUGCCCUUGGAAUCCAGAAGUCGUAUAAGCUCGAUGAUGUCAAAAAGGAGAAGCGGCGAUUAUCUGAUUCAAAGAAAAGAAUGUCCAGAGAGCAGCCGGCAUCUACAAAAGAGGACCGUCAUGGUGCUUCCAAGGCCAAUGAAAAUCAUGUUGGACAUGAAUUGGUGGAAAAUUCAGGUGACACAUACCUUCAUGAAGGAUUUUUAGCAGACUGGAGGCCUGGCAUGCCAACUCUCUUUUGUUCUACAUCUAUGCACUCCUUUGGCAAUGCAAAGAAUGUUCCCCGCAAUCAGCCAGUACAAAUAUGUACUGGUGAAGGGUCUAAAACUGCGCAAAUUCUCACAGAUACGCGGAUGCUGGCACCCGGUACCUCAAGAGCACCGAUAAUUAUGCAUUCAUAUCAUCGUGCUCGUAAACUACGCAACAGAAGUGUAGUGAGACUAGCCCCUGAUUUACCUCCACUUAACCUUCCAUCUUCGGUACGUGUUAUCUCACAGUCUGCUUUUGCGAAGAAUCAGUCUGUAACAUCCUCCAAAAUUUGUACGACUAAAGGUGGCAUGUCUAGUGAUUCUGGGAAGGGAGUUUUGGGUACGGAGCCUCCUUGCCUCUCAGCUGACGGAGAUAGCAAUGGUCCCCCUUGCGAGAAAGAUUUGCCUGCAGAGAGCUCCUCUGGGAUGGGCGAGACGGACAAUGACUCAGAUCUUCAAAUGCAUCCUUUAUUGUUCCGGACCCCUGAGCAUGGACAAAUUUCAUGUUACCCUUCAAACAGAGACAAAGGAGGUUCUAGUGCCUUUAGUUUCUUUUCUGACAAUCGACCUCAGCUGCUGAGUCUUUUCAACAGUCCGAGGCAGAUCAAUCACUCAGCUGAUCAGUUUCAGAAAAAAGCAUCAUCAAAUGAUCACGAGCCAGCACUGGGGGACAGCUGUUUUCAUCCUCUUCUUCAAAGAACUGAGGGUGAAACGAGUUACCUUACUAGUGGGCGUGGGAACUUAGACACAAAUAUUGGCAAGAAACGCAAAUUAUGUCAGGAUACUUCUAGUGCUGUUGAGAAGACUUGUAUCCCUGGUGCUGCUCGUAAUGAUGUCAUCCUGAAAUCUGUCAGUUCUAACAAACAUGGUAAAAAUGUGAACUCAGAUAUCAAUCUAAGUCCGAGAUCUUCUAAAGUAAGAGAUCUUGGUAGUGUCUCAGCAGCAAAUAUUUCAGAAUUUGCAGACAAUUCUAUGAAUCAACGUGAAGAUGGCGCUGAAAUGCCUGGAUCAACUGCUACUAGUGAUAGAUGCAUUGACGAGAUGGGUGAUCAAUCUAAUCUAGGUAUAGUGAUGGAACAGGAGGAAUUAAGUGAUUCUGAUGAAGAGACGAUGGAAGAAGAACAUGUCGAGUUUGAGUGUGAAGAGAUGGCCGACUCAGAAGGGGAAGAGGGCUCUGAGUGCGAAGAAAUCAUUGAAAUGCAAGAUAAGGAUAACAGAAGCUCUGCAGUAGAAGUGGCUUCAACAGAUGUCGGUUCUGGCAAAGAACUAGGCAGAGAUUCUCCAAGCAGUCCUUGGUUAAGUCUGGAUCCCAGUAGCCGUCCCUCAUGUAGUAAGGUUAGGGACACAGGGAAGACAGAACCAGCAGAUAAAACGAACAUGACACAAUUUGGUUCCAGUAGAUCACGCAGAAAGAGGACACCAAUAAAGAGCAGAGAUGCAGAAUCAAAGGAAGACGUAGGUGUUGCUCGGUUGAGACUGGGUCCUCUUGCCCUCCCUUCAGUGAAGAAACCAAGGAACUGUGUCGGAGAGGCAGAAACAAGUCCAAGUGUAUUGCAUGUCAAGCAAGAAGUAGUUGGUAGCAACACGACAGCCUUACAAUGUGUUCUUAACACUGAUAUUGAAACAGCCAUGCUGUUGGAAGAAGAAACUCAAAUACCGGCCAAGCAGAGAGAUAGAAUCCACAACUAAGGAUGAAACGCCUACCCAAGAUACAGCUGAAGGAGAUCUGAUGUCACAAAGGCUUGAAGAAAUAUACAAAAGGCUUGAUGCGAUUGAUGCUUAUACUGCUGAGGCUCGGGCAGUUAGUAUCCAUCCUUGCUGGGCUCAGUUUCACUCCAGAAAUGCAGAAGAAAUCCACAAAUAGAGGACGGAGGAUGUGAAUUUGUUGUUGCUUGAUGAACCUACGAACCAUCUUGAGAUUCCAAGCCUGCCAGCAGUGUGCUCAUGUGGAGCAAGUUAUUAAGGAUCCUGAGAAAGCGAAUCCCUCUUAUAGAUGUAUUGAAUGAUGCUAUAGUCUUUGCUAUAAAGUUCCACCCUCGAGAGUCUAACCGAGAAGAAAUCGUCAUAAAUAUUGAAUUCCCAACUGCUGACUAUCAGUUUCAGUGAUGCAUCUUCUGUCUACCCUGGUGGUCCGUUAUCGUUUAGGAACCUGAAUUUCAGAAUACAUCUGGGUAGCCGUAUUGCAAGUACCAAGGCUCCCCCCUCCCUAGAUUAUGAGAUUUCAGAGAUGAUAACCCUUAAUUUCUGAGGGCAUUUUAAGCUUAUUGCAUCUCGCCAAAAACGCUUGCAAUAUCGAUGUCAACAUGUAUCAAACCAUUUCUUAAUGGGAAGAUACCAUUAUUAGUUGGUGCUAUAAAAUAACGAUUAUUAGA